AUGGCGGGUCGAGGCGUUUCCCGCCGGAUGAUCCCGUGGCUGUAUGACUUGGUUCUGUGGCUCUUUACCUGCGCGCUGGACCUCUUCUUUCGCGAGAUCUAUCCCCGAGGAGCAUGGAGAAUUCCGGAGAGAGGUCCAGUCCUAAUUGUUGCAGCCCCUCAUGCCAAUCAGUUCGUUGAUUCGGCUAUUUUGAUGCACCUGCUGAAGUCGCAGGCGAAGCGACGUGUCUCUUUCCUCAUUGCUCAGAAAUCCAUGAACGAGCCCUAUAUUGGCACUCUAGCAUCAUGCAUGGGUGCUCUCCCAGUGGUCCGAUCCAUGGAUUUGGCUAAACCUGGAAAGGGCAGGGUCUAUCUUCCCGAUCCUGAAAACGACCCGGCCUUGGUGAAUGGCAUCGAUACCGAUUUCACCCAACCGGAAUUUAUGACUGGCGGCUCGCUCACCGUUAAAGGUCCUACUGGGCCUCAGACUGCCUCGAUUGAAGAGAUACUUGGUCCUACAUCUUUGAGGCUCAAGAAGCCAUUUGACGCGCCCUUCUCUGAAGACGGUCGCAAAGGCGCAACUUUCAAGAUUGCCCCUCACGUUGACCAAAGUCAAAUGUUCGCGGCAGUCUACGAGGAGCUCUCGAAUGGAGGCUGUAUCGGAAUUUUCCCCGAGGGAGGUAGUCAUGAUCGCUCUAACUUGCUGCCGCUGAAAGCCGGUGCUGCCCUGAUGUCCCUUGGGGCUCUAGCUCAGGACCCAGGCUGUGGAUUAUCUAUUGUUCCAUGUGGCAUGAACUAUUUCCAUGCCCACAAGUUCCGAUCCCGCGGUGUCAUUGAGUUUGGCCGGCCCAUCCAUGUGCACCCUGAUCAGGUUGAAGCCUUCAAGGCCGGCGGCACCAGCAAGCGCAAUGCUGUCGGCUCUCUUCUCGAAACCAUCUAUGAGGGUUUAGAGUCUGUCACACAGAUCAGCCCAGAUCAUGAAACCCUGAUCUUGGUUCAGUCUACGCGGAAGCUGUAUAACCCAAUUAGCAAGAAGAUCCCUCUUCCCCUGGUGAUUGAGUUCAAUCGCCGUUUACUGAAGGGGUACACUCGGCAUCGGGAUGAUCCUCAGGUCAAGAGUCUCCGAAAGGCAGUCACCGACUACAACCGGCGCUUGGAAUCGCUUGGAAUUAAGGAUCACCAGGUGGAAUGGGGAAAUCUUGAGGAAAAGCCUUGGUGGCUUGGAUUCAUCACCUUGUUUUAUCGCCUCUGCAAGCUUCUAGCCUUGAGUAUUGGUACACUUCCUGGUGUCUUGCUUUUCUGGCCUGUGUUUGUCACAACAAAAGUUAUUUCGGAAAAGAAAAGGCGACGUGCACUUGCUGCUUCAGUGGUGAAAUUGCAAGGACACGAUGUGGUCGGCACUUGGAAAAUCCUGGUCGCUAUGGGAUUGGCACCCACUCUCUACGCCUACUAUACCAUAAUCGUGACUGCGUGGCUCCGUUACAAUCGCUACGAUGGCUAUUACACCCACUCGGUUCCUUGGUGGAUGGCAGCAAACACAUAUGUUCCUAACUUUGUCUCUCUUUGGGUAUUUGCGAUGAGCUUUUAUGGCUUUAUGGUAUUCGUCAGUUUCGCAGCUCUCCGAUUUGGUGAAGUUGGCAUGGACAUCAUUAAAUCUCUUCCACCGCUCCUUGUGGCCCUCAACCCACUUUCAUCUUCCUCUUUGGUUGAUUUACAGGCCCAUCGUGAAUCGCUUUCCGAACGGGUGACCAAGACCAUCGACGAUCUCGGAUUUGGCAUUAUGCCAGAUGUUGAUGCUGAAAUUCCGUCUGAUUCAUACAAUCUUGAUGCUUAUCAAUCUAGAUUGAAGAGCAUGCCGCCGAGUGAACCAGAGAGUCGGGAAAGCAGCCGCAGCAGAUCAACUGGGCCCGCUAGUGCUCCACGCAUCAAGGCAUUGAGUACCGUCACUUCGGAAGGAGACUUGGAGGAAGUGGAUCGGCAGAUUCAGACAAUCAAAAAAGGAAGAGGCAGACGCUCGAACACGAUCACUGGGUAUGAAACAGGUGAAUCUAUCUUGAAAUAUCAACCACCUAUUGUUGAGGAAGAUAAGAAAAGGAGGUAA
Molecule: messenger RNA, 2079 nt
Organism: Penicillium verhagenii
Lineage: Eukaryota; Fungi; Ascomycota; Eurotiomycetes; Eurotiales; Aspergillaceae
Product: lysophospholipid acyltransferase family protein
Exons: 1
Coding region: 1-2079 (692 amino acids)
Biological process (GO): phospholipid biosynthetic process
Cellular component (GO): endoplasmic reticulum membrane
Molecular function (GO): glycerone-phosphate O-acyltransferase activity; glycerol-3-phosphate O-acyltransferase activity
Source: RefSeq, a predicted model, not a curated record